Messenger RNA from Triticum dicoccoides, 2904 nucleotides. RefSeq lists its product as uncharacterized. The coding region runs from base 1435 to 2514 and encodes 359 amino acids. Lineage: Eukaryota; Viridiplantae; Streptophyta; Magnoliopsida; Poales; Poaceae. The transcript has 7 exons. Gene Ontology annotation, biological process: negative regulation of translation. The record is from RefSeq and is a predicted model, not a curated record. Gene Ontology annotation, molecular function: rRNA N-glycosylase activity.
ACUCCCACUCCACCUCCAGUAGGCAAGCCGCCACGUUUCUCCACCAGAAAUGAAAGGAGAGAUCCACAUCUCGACCGCCGCUUCUCCGGCCGGCGACGGCGACACCGUUUCCGGUACGGUGCGCACCUCGCUCCACGACCAACAUGCCGGAGGCGGUCCACGUCACCGAAACUGCCGCCGACGGCGACACCAUUUCCGGUGCGGUGCGCACCUCGCUCCACGGCCAACAGGCCGGAGGCGGUCCACGUCACCGAAACUCCCGCCGACGGCGACACCGUUUCCGCUGCGGUGCGCACCUCGCUCCACGGCAAACAGGCCGGAGGCGGUCCACGUCACUGAAACUCCCGCCGACGGCCGGCGCUGGCUCCGGCGACGUCCUGCCGUGUACGUACGGUGCGCCGACGCCUUGGUCGACGGCCAACGGGCGUCGCUUCCCAGGCCGGUCGACACCAACCUCCCGCCGCCCGGAUCCGGUCACCGGUGGUGCAUGGUCACUUCGUUUCACCCGCGGCCGCGCGGCGCGGGUAUCCUCACCCGUAUCCGGUGACCGUUGGUGUGUAUACCGCCUGUUUUUUUUUCUGAGGGGUGUGCAUACCGCCAAUCGCGCAAUACCAAGCACAUUGGCCCGAUGGGCCGCCCGUUUCGGAUUGCAUCGCGGGCCGUAACACGUCCUGGGCCAGAUCCUUGUGCUGUUGUCUACAAGGGCGGCCCGCUAACGGCUCGAUCCAUCAAAGACCUAGCCGCGGCCGACGCCACUCCUGUCCGCUCCGCUCCGCCCCGCUCCACAGGCCGAGCGCUCGGCGGGGGCGGCGGAACCUCGCCGGCGACGACCUUCGCCCAUCGCUCACCUCUAUCUCAGGGGGUCGUCGGCGGCGGAAGGAGGCGACCCUUUCCGCGUCGUUGCUUGGUUCCCUGCGGCGGAGGGGCCCGCCUCGUUGGUUGGGUCCCAGCGGUGGAGUGAGGCAAGCCAGUCCUCGUCGUUGGUUCGAUCCCGGCGGCGGAGGGGGGCAACCCCGUCCGCCUCGUUGGGUGGUUCCCGGCUGUGGUGGGAGGCAACCCUGUCUGCCUUGUUGGUUGCUUCUUCGUGAGACGUGCCUGCAGCUGCUUCCGGUAGGAGGCAGCAGAGUUACCUGGAGCAGCGUGAGGCCAAAUCCUCCCAAGUGAGCACAUUACUUGAGGAACCUCACUGGCUACUACUGCGACCAUCGGGUAUCACAUCUGAGGUGUUGUUGGUGGCGGCGGCAGAGGGAGACAAACCAGUCCGUGUCCUUGGUCGGUUCCAGGCGGUGGAAGGAAGGAGGCAAUCCUGGGUGCCUUGUAGGUUGCUUCCUCGUGGUGUGGUGCCUGCAGCUUGUUCCUGUUGAAGAGAGACAUCAGAGAUACCUGGUGCAGGGUGCGAUAGUGCGAGGCUGAUCCUCUUAAGCUACCACAAGAAUGUCUACAAGUACAAAACAAGCUGAUCGGGAGCUGAACAAGUUCCUGAAUGCACAACGUGACGCAGAUAUAGCAGCUGCGGCCAAUUCAUUUAGGACAAUUCUGGCUGAGACAGUUCUCAAAACAUUUGACUUUCCGAUAGAGCCAACCGCAGCGGACUUUCGGCGUUUGUUCCAGUUGAGACAUCAGAGAUAUGUCAAUGUUUCUUCUAUGCUUCUUUCCAUUGCCAAAGAGGAUGGCACGUUUGUGAAUGUCCCAGUGACACCUAAAAACCAGACAGAGCCGAAGAAUCAAUCGUUUCACUCAAUAUCGAUCAUAUGUGGUGAUGGAGCAAUUUUGGAGUUUUUGAUACGUGAACACGAUAAUUAUGUUAUCGGUUUUCGCGUUUAUCUCUCCAUCCAAGCUAAAGAUGUAACCCCGUGGAGAACUUUUGGGGAGGAUGUGCCUAGCCGAUUGGGAAAGUCCGACCCAACAAAUUAUAACUCUAGCCAUGUUAAACUUGGAAAGGUUCAAUUUGGUAAAGGGAUACUCGGGAGAAUCUUCAAUUUUUUUAAAGAUCUGCAACUCCAUCCUAACCGGGAAAUCACAGAUGAUGGGCAGCGAUUUGUUUGCACGGUGUUCAUCUUGUUUGGUGAAGCACAGAGGUUUACCAAGGCAAGGCAAUGGGUCAUUGAUGCUACGGACAGGGAUAUUGCGCAGACACCCAAUGCUCCAUUAAUUAAGCUCUUCAAUGAUUGGAAGGGGUUGUCGAAAACCGGAAUGAAGCUGUAUGUUGCUCUAUGGGAGGAAAGGAACCUGCUUUUCAAGUACAAAGAUCGAUAUGAGAAGCAGGCUGGCUACAUUAAUCCAUAUGAACAUGUUGUCAAGCUGGCGAACGAAGCAUGUGCAAGUAAAGAGCGGGAGCAUCGCAGAGCGAACUUGUGCUUCCGGCAAAGGCCCACUGCAGAGAUUGAUUUGUCAUUAUUGCUUGGAGGGGAAAUUCUGUUGGUGAAGCAUGAUGAAGAAUUCGGUUGCAAGGCAUUAAUCCGGGAGGGCGGCCAAUUUGAUGCUCCAUGGCCAGAAGAAGCAACAUGGGAGUGAGGGGCUGCAAUCUGAAACCCUGGUAACUGAAUAUGUGUAGUGCUCAAUCGAAAUCCUUGUAAGAAGUCCUUGAGUUUUUUGUGUUGGGCCUCGGGUGUGAAUUUUGGUGCAUUGUGUGUAACUGGUAGCUCUCCCAUUGGGUUUGUUAGCAGUGCACCAUGGCCAAAAGAAGCAAACAUGGGACUGAGUUACCGUAACUGAAUAUGUGUAUAACUAUGGCCAAAAGAAGCAAACAUGGGAGUGAGUUACCGUAACUGAAUAUGUGUAUAACUGGUUGCGCUCAAUCCAAAUCCCUGUACACACCCUCUGAGCUUUUUGUCUUGGGUGUGGGUGUGAAUUUUGGUGCUCUCCCUCUGAGUUUGUUAACUGAAAUGCAUUGCGUCUUUUGUC